Aspergillus calidoustus is the source of this 1377-nucleotide messenger RNA. The record is from the annotation of a GenBank genome assembly. NCBI's taxonomy places the organism in Eukaryota, Fungi, Ascomycota, Eurotiomycetes, Eurotiales, Aspergillaceae.
AUGGCUUCAUUCAAGGAAUUAUCUCUCUCUCGUCCCUUCCCUCAAUCUACUCACCGUCACCACUCGCACUCCAUUUCCCUUGGUGCCGUCAACUCCAACCAUCGGGUGACUCGCCGGAAGAGCGUGACCACCACAGCCGCCGCCAACGCCGCCGCCGCAGUUGCUGCCUCCUUGAAAGAUUCUCCCGACUCCAUCGGCAUUGCCAUGCCCGCCCAUCGUCGAGGAAGUCGGAAAGGACUAGAAUCUAGUUCGCUCGGAGCUACUUCUGCCCUCAGCUCAUACCUCUCCCGCAGCGUGAACAGCCCUAGCCGGGACUCCCUGGUCGCCCGCAAGACUUCUCCCAGCCAACGCCAGGACGAUUCAACAAUGGCUCAGACCGCGGUGGAUGGAAGCGUGCCGCCUGGCAAACCCGUCAGCACGAAGAACAGAAACCGACGGGCUAGCGAAGGGUCGCAUCUGGUCGUCAAGGGCGAAGGAAAGGGUUCCAGGCCUGAACUUCGCUGCGAUCGUUGUGGGAAAGGGUACAAGCAUGGCAGUUGCUUGUCCAAGCAUAUGUGGGAGCAUGAUCCGGCAUGGGCGAUCACUUCCAAACUCUUGAUUUCCAAGCACCAGCAGGUGCAGCUCUUGGAAGCGGCUUCGGUUCUUGUCACCAUGAACGUGGACGACCCGACCGCGGAAAGCGCCGAAGCCGAGUCGGAGACGUCUUCAGCUUCACCAGACGCGUCCUCCGACCUCCGAGACGGUACUAGCUCUGCGGAGACUACACCACCACCGAUGGAUGAGGAUACCGGCGACGAUGACAUGUUGGUCGAGCCUGAGAAGCACUUCGACUUUGGCAACGCGGGUCCCCAGUACUCCCACUCCUUCCAGUCCAUCCCCUCGAGCUCGUUCACGGGCAGCGCGCCGUGGGCUUCCCCGGAAUUCUCGCACUUCCGGCACUCGAGCAUCGACACCCGUCCCUCUACCGCCGAAGCUAAGCUACACGACGACGACGAAGCGGAUUUGGCCGCUGCUAUCGGUCUCUGCAAUUUCGGGACACCCCGAAUGGGGCCGACGUCGAUGUCUCCUGGCGUUCCACCUGUGCCACCACUCCCAUCCCGCUUCCUGGACCAGGCCGGCUCUGCGGGGAACCACAAUCUAGGCCAGUCAGGGCCUACCGUUGCCAAUACCACUUUAGCAGGCUCCAACAAGGACACGUUCCUCUCCUUGUCCUACAAUCCGUCUCUGUCGUACAAGGUGUCGGACGAGCGUGAGGUACGAAUGGGGAACACCGAACGCAGCAACCGACAAACCCGCAAUGCCGAUGUUGAUUUCGGCAGCCGCCCCACUCACGCGGAUGACGACGACGACGGUGUUUUUGGGCGGAUGGAGGAAUAA